CACACUUGUAAAUUCAAUUAUACCCGCUAUCUUCGUUAUGUCAUACUGAUGAAUUACUUUAUCAUAGGACAAACGCUUCAUUAAAGCGUUUUCAAACUCAAUCGGCCCACUGUCAAAUGAUUUAACUGUUGGUACUGAAUCCAGUUUCUCGAUCUGAAAAUACCUAGGCACCCCGGCAAAUUCAAGUAUUAAGUGCAGAGAGCGAAUAUAACAAAUAUAGUAUUUUGUUUAAACAUUGUAUCGGUACACAUUCAGAGACUUGAUUUGAGAAACCCUAGGCAAAAAGACUACUGAAGAACAACAGCUUGCAUCGACAAUUUCUCUGCUUCACUGAAGAUUUUCUACCCAAAUGAAGUUUUGUGAAAGUACUUUAGGAACCUUGUUUAUACAUACUCUUGAGCUAAUUUCAUUCCAUGGAUUAAGAAGUAUAUUUGACGCCUUCUUUCAAGCACCACUAAUGAAAGAUAAUACACCGAAAAAGAUACUGAACCAACUGCCCAUAUUUCUCUUAUUUGGAAAGCUCGCCAUGAAAGGUUUUCACUUUGUAUACCCGCCAUUUGUAUGUUACGCGGAUAUCACCUCCAAAAA
Messenger RNA from Metschnikowia bicuspidata var. bicuspidata NRRL YB-4993, 588 nucleotides. RefSeq lists its product as uncharacterized. Lineage: Eukaryota; Fungi; Ascomycota; Pichiomycetes; Serinales; Metschnikowiaceae. The annotation marks the transcript as partial. The record is from RefSeq and is a predicted model, not a curated record. The transcript has a single exon.